Octopus bimaculoides (California two-spot octopus) is the source of this 6422-nucleotide messenger RNA. RefSeq lists its product as uncharacterized. Gene Ontology annotation, molecular function: G protein-coupled receptor activity. Gene Ontology annotation, biological process: G protein-coupled receptor signaling pathway. Lineage: Eukaryota; Metazoa; Mollusca; Cephalopoda; Octopoda; Octopodidae. Gene Ontology annotation, cellular component: membrane. The record is from RefSeq and is a predicted model, not a curated record.
GUGCGCACGCACACACACACACACACACAUGUACAUAGGAAAGCUGUUAUUUCUCUGUUGCUAUUCCCAGUAGCUGCUGGCCAGCCAGCACUAUUAUUAAUAAUGUUAUUGUUCCUGCUACUGACUGCCACCUACAGAGUGGCUACAUUACACACAUUGUAACAUUGUACACUAAUUGACCAUAAGGAGAGUCGUUAACUAAGGAAAAAGACCUGCUCCAUAUUGUUAUUGUUUUUUACUUUCACUUUGAAAUUACACAGUUUGUAUAAUCUGACGAAGGAGUGUUAUUGCUUGUUGCUGCUACUGUAGGUGGAUUUUGUCUUUUCACCUGGUUAAUAAGGACAGUGUUUUAAAAAGUAGUGGUGAUUGUUGUACCCUAUGUAAUGAUAGGACCUGAAUGUGGGGUCAUUGGAUCAGAAAUGUUAAAGAAAUGGAUAACUUUUUACUCUGUCACUUUUCCACAGUAUUUGUUCAUUUAAUAUUACUUUUGAUUUUGUUGUCUUGUUUUACAUGUGUGUAAUUAUUGUAUAUAUAAAUACAAGUGUUUGUUUAUCUACACCAUUGUUUGUUUAUUUAUACCAGUGUUUGUGUACUGAUAUACAUACGUAUAUGAUUUGUUUAUAGUGAUCAAAUGCAUGCGAUGUACAUUAGUUCACUCUCUUCCUCCAUCAAAAUCAAUGUUGCCUGAACAGGUGCACAGUGUACCACAUGUCAGGUGUUGAAGUGAUUGCAGGGCAACUCGAAAUGAAAUGUUUUGCAAAAGUUGAACACUCAAACAUCAUUUUUGUUGGGAGAGUCCAUCAUAUAUAUAUGUUUGUGUGUAUGUAUGUUUGUAUGUGUCACUAUUCUAGCACUGUAAUUUCUGUCAGGGACACAUUGUACUCCUGCUCAUUACUCUCCAACAAGAAUCAUCUUAGUGAUUUUACUUUGCAUAUAAUUUCAUGUCUGCUGGUCUUAACCAUUACUUCUGCUUUUAUGCACAACUGAAAUUCUUGCACCUAUCUAGACUGUAGGCAGUAAAAUCUUUUAUUCUGCCAGACAAAAUAAAUAACUGCAGUUUUUGUUUCUACUUAUUUAGGUUUGUUUGUAUUUUGCCCCUUUUAAACUUGUCUUGAGAUUUAUAAAAAAAAAAAAAAAAAAAAAAAAAAGAAAUGAAAAAUAGGAAAGAAAUAAAAAGAGAAAAAUUACUGGUUUAGAUAAAUGUUUGUGAAUUAUUUGCACAAAUGCUGAAAAUAAGUUGAACUGCAAUAAUAAUCAGGACAAAAAUACAAUACGUAAAUUUACUCCAUAGAAUCAGCUGUGGUUGUUAUUGUCUUUUUUGUUUCUUGAAGUUAAUUUAUUUGAUGUGAUUCUCGUGCUUGGAUUGACAAUAUUCUAGUUUUUAUAUACAUAUAUAUUUUUUUCAACUCAUUUACAUCAGUUCAUUUCUGUUUAAAUAUUAUUUAAUUAAAAAGAUAAAAGUUUAAAUUAUUUUCAUUUUUACAUAAAUAGCAUGUGCGUAAACACUCAUGUAACUAAAAUAAAAACACAUGCACAUAUGAAUACACAUUGUCUCUGACUACCUGUCUUUCUCUCUCUCACGCACACAAAUUGAGAUAAAAAUCUAGUUUGAAAUAUGAAAGAGAAAAGAUAUGAACUAGAAGGUAUGUUACAUCCAAGCUCACAAUGGAACACAUUAAAUUCUACAUCUGUUACAUGAUAUUUAUUGACAGCCAAAAGUAAUUACUUCUAUCUCACUCUCUUUUAACCACUAAGUCAACUUUCUCAAUUUUCUGUUCUGAAAAAUUUGUAACACAUACUUCUAUAAUUUCAUGUCAACAACCUUAAUUAAGUUGUUAAUUGUAAUUAAAAGAAAAUAUUAAAAUACAAUAGAAAAGUUAAUAGAAAUAAAAUAAUAAAAAGUAAAAUGAAUGAGUUUAAUAAAAAAAAAACAAUAAGAAAGCAAUAGUAGUUUCUAUAUAAAGUGGUGGGUGCAAAAUUAGGGGAUAACCUCUUGUCCUACAUUCUAUGGAAAGCAACCUCAACUUUCAAUAAACCUGAUUGAUAUAAAAUGUGUGGAUUUCCACUAGCUGAACAAUGAACCAGCUAACAACCAACCAGCAAGUGUCUUUAAUUCUGUGGCUCAUCUCUUCCUAUUUCAUUGGCUGCUCCUCCUGACCAACAACUGGCACUACCCAAUAAAUUGUCACCUUUGUACUGAGCAAUUGGUAUUAUUUCAGUGAAAUGCCUCACCUUACACUAUACCUGGAUAUUCUAACAAGAAAACAAUUGGAUAAUUACCUAAUGUCAUUUGUUAUUAUUUUUCACUUGCCUUAUUAUCUGAAAAUUUUUGCAAAGUGGAUAUAUUUUUUGGUUGGUGGCCUUAUUGCAACUGAACCAAAAGCAAAUAUAAAAUGUGUUGCACAGACCCAGUGUUGGGAGGAAUACUUAUGCUGAUAAAUCUAAUCUGUUUGGGUCUCACUACUCAUGACCACUGUCAUGCAGAUGCGUUGUAGAUAUAACUACUCAAAGAUCUUCUCCAACUGCUCCAAUUUGAAGACUUUGGAGUGGCCAGAGGAUAAUAACCUGAUUGUCAUUCAAAUUUUAUUUGCUGUUCUCGGAUCCUUGUCUUUUAUUUUGAACAGUUUUGUUCUGAUUGAGUCAAAAAAUGCUAGUGGAGGUCAAAGCCCUUCAUUAGUUUUUGUUCGAAGUUUGAUUGUUGCUGAUGCCCUCAUAGGGUUGUUUGGCGUUGUGAAAACAAUAUAUAUAGAAUAUCGCAAAAUUCGUUCUAUUGAUUGUUUUCUGUCAGAAAGCCUUCUUAUUACAGCAUCAACAGCCUCAGCACUUUCUUUGCUCUGGUUGACAGCAGACAGUUCUGUGAGGCUGUCACGGCCGCUUGACUUGCAGUUUCAUAUGCACAAGAAAAAUGUCAUUGCUCUCAUGGUGAUUGUUUGGAAUGGUUCUUUUAUCAUUGGAUUCUCUUCUCAGAUGGGAUGGGUGUUGUUUGAUUACACAUGCUUGUUUUUCUGCUACUACAGUUCCACAUUCUUGCUAUUUGUUGGAAUACUUUGGAAUAACUGUGUUUUCAUCACUAUUUGUUUACUUAUUUAUUAUCAAUGCCUAAACCGACGGAUACAAAACAAUGAUCACAUCCUUACUCUGAGUAGUAAAGAAUACAAAAGAUAUGCAGGAUUGCUCUCAAUAUCAAAGUAUCACAUUAUAGUAUGGCUGUUGACAUAUCUGCCUUUGAUAUUUUACAUUGCCAUUUCCUAUUUCUGUGAUGAGGACAAUACAAAGCCAAGUUAUACAAUCCUCUAUUUUUUACUUCUACCUCUAUUCAAGUCUAUUACAUGUGCUGUUCUUCAUGCUUAUCAAUGCCAAGAAAUUAAUAGUGUGGUAACUAGCCACUGGCACAACUUUACAAUCUGCUGCUGGAGAUAUUGCUGUCAAAACACGUCUUCUACAUACAACAUUGGUUUCACAGCAAACACUAUGGCAACUGCACCCAUCCAUAUACAACACUCUUGCCAGACAUCUAAUUCCCGACCAACACUAUAUGAUUCGGACAGAUCUUUAUUUGCUUCAAAUUACAAUUUGGUAUCAAAGCAGUCAUCCAUGACUGUUCAUUGUAAUGACAAUCUUUUAUUUGAGCAAAGUUCUGUAGAAAUCGUGACACGUUUAUAGCUUAAAAUAAACCACAUGUAGGUAUAUAUGUGUUUGUGUAUACACAUGCAACUCCACUACAAAUGAACGUAACAUAUUUGAUGGCAUAAAGGACAUGUAGGUAUAAUUAGAUGCAUCUCAAUUCUAGCUGUGCAUAUUUAUGAAAAACAGUUUCUAGCAUAUCGAUGCAUGUAAUAUAGGCCCAGCUUUGCAUAAAAGAUCUGGGAUAAUUUUUGGAGACAUUGGAAGGAAACAGUGUGUGUCUUGUAUGCCAUCAAAUACAGCAAUUCAUUUCACUUCUUCAAGCAAAGAGACUAAUAUUCUACUAACAUAUUUGUGAUAUUUAUGUCUUUAAAAAACAAAAGAAAACAGAAUAUAUAUAUAUAUUAAUCUACAAAUUGGCUGUACCCAUGAUAUUGCAAACUUUUAAAGGAAUGUCACCAUUCUCUCACAACCUACAACUGCUGUCUCUUGUCAUAUGCUGAAAUAUGAUUACUAACUUCUAAGUUUUUAUAGAAGUUCACAAAAUUGAGUGAAAAUGGACUUGUUUGAAAUUUUUGUCAUCCUUAAUAAUCUUACUGUUUUUAUAAUUUUUAUAAAAGCAAGAAAUGUUAAUCUACAUCAACCUUUAAGUUUUUGGUUGACUUCAAAAUCCACUUUCAAUUUAAAUGGGAUGUUCUUUAUUUACUAAUGCUCUUGAUAAAGACAUGCCCUUCACAGCACCACAUUUUAUUAACCUUGCAACUUCAUAUCUACUUAAGAAAUAGUAUUUCUCAUGUAGUGGUUUUUGAUUUAGUAAAAUAUACAACUGUGUACUCUGUGCUAAGUUUAUUUAUGCUCCAUCAAAGCUUUACCACUGUUUAAAGUUAAUGAUGAUGAUGGAAUAUUGAUGCUGAAUAAGAGAUCCAAUGUCCAAGUAAAUGUGGUAUCUGCUUUUUAAUUAGUAAAUUAUUAGUUAGCAUCUUGCCACCUUCUUGCUUAAAACUUCAUCUCUCUGAAUUUACUGAUUUACUUUUUCCAAUCAUCAGGAAAUAUAUCAUUUCUGUUACCUAUCCUGUUUUCCCACUUUAUUUUCCUUAAAAUUCUUAUACCAGCUUUGUGUCCCAAAGCAUUGUUUCUUAGCUGGAGCACACCAUAUUACAUAUACUCACUGAUGCACAAUUUUUUAACUACCAAUACAUGUAAAUAAUCAUAUUUAAGCAGCUAAACACACUAAUUUCUCUUGCCAUCUCACUAUGUAUUUCUGAAAAAAGGUACUUGACUCAGUUUGAUGUAAUUUAUUGUUAAGUUGUUACAGACCUCACUUGAAGUGUGAAAGCAGCCAUAAAAAUAUUGAAGUCAAGUUAGUCUGAAACACAAUAGGUUGUUAAUGCUGUGUAAACUAUCAUUGCUCUGGAGUGGAAUUUCUGUUUGAUCAUUGUGUACUUGGUUAUCAAAUAAGAAUCAGAGUGUAUAAUAAAAAGCUACAAAUGAAAAUGCAAUGAGGGCAAUACAAUGCCCAGUUACACAACACAAUCUUCUAUUGCCUUCAUCUCCAUUCAACUGUUAUGUGCACUGUUCUAAUAGUGUCAAGAAUUCCACCAUGUGUUGGUUAGUCACUGGCAUAACAUUACAAUCUGCUACUGGUAACAUUGCUGCUUGAGCAACUUCUAUGUUUAACAAUGACUUUACAGCAGAUGACAUGUGACUGGAAAAAUACAUUAACUGGACAAGAGAUAUAUCUUUUAAACAGACUUUUCAAAUCCCACAAAUUCUCCAGAAUUGCAGGCCAAUCUAGUUAUUAUUUUCUAUUUUAGUUAGUUAUAUGUUACAAUUGCAUGUUUUUCCUAUUUUUAUUAUUAUUAUUAUUAUUAUUAUUAUUAUUAUUAUUAUUAUUAUUAUUAUUAUUAUUAUUAUUAUUAUUGUUCAAAGGUGAAAUUCAUGAGGAAAUUACUCUGUGAAGUGUGUUUUCUUGCUAGGCUUUUGAGAGUUUAACUUUGGUUUUAUGGCAUUAGACAAUUAAACUGUUGAGAACAGAUAACGUGAUGAUCCAUGGCUGGUACUAUAGACAAAUGAUCUGAUACUAACCUUACUGAUUUAGACUUGUCCAGUUAAAGUUAUACUAUCUAUCUUUGACUGUAAAUGCUAACAGCCUCUUCUGAGAGCAAUAUUUUCAGCAGCACAUUGUAAUGUCAUCUACAACAAAACGUCUCCAACAGAACUGAACUCAAAAUCUAUUAGUUGUUCUCUAAACCAUUCACUUAGCCAUUUUGGUUCUACAAUAAAGACUAUUUUAUUGUACUUGCAUUUACUAAGAGUAUUAAUUAAUUAUCUUCGAAUUAGAAACAAACACAUCUAGCAUAUAAAUAGACAUGAGUUAUUUGGUUGAUAACAAUAAUACAAAUAAAUAUAUACAUUUGGUUGACAAUAAUGCAGAGAGAUUCUGUUCAGGCGUUUGACAACAGGCAAAGUCACAAAUCAAACUAAUGGAUACAUGAUACGGUCACUUCCCUAUUAAUUAGUCAGUCUCGUAUGUUCCAUGAAGUGGUCGUUUAUAUUUCUAACAAGAGCUAGUACAGUUUUUUGUUUUUUUGUAUUGCAUUUCUUUUAGAAUUAGCAUUUUAAGUUUUUACUCUCAUAAUAAUUGUAAUUAAACAAAAGAAGACACUGUGUUUUGGGUUUUUGUAUGAGCCCUUACAAAUUAAUAAACUUCCAGUUUAAACCAGAUUGACAAUAUUUUCACAAACUGUAUCAAUAAAAUUAUAUCAUUGUUUUUAGUUUUGUUUACUUUAAGUUUCUUA